This is a messenger RNA of Stegodyphus dumicola, 1152 nucleotides long. Its product is annotated as potassium channel subfamily T member 2-like. The record is from RefSeq and is a predicted model, not a curated record. Gene Ontology annotation, molecular function: outward rectifier potassium channel activity; intracellular sodium-activated potassium channel activity. NCBI's taxonomy places the organism in Eukaryota, Metazoa, Arthropoda, Arachnida, Araneae, Eresidae. Gene Ontology annotation, cellular component: plasma membrane. Gene Ontology annotation, biological process: potassium ion transmembrane transport.
UCGUUUCCAGUCUCUUUAUGUUAUUGCCAUAUGCUCUGGAUUAAACAAUGAACGAUCGUUUUGGAUUUACACCGAGGUGACUACUAAUUAGUGACCACAUCAUCGCCGAGUGAUAUUUAAAAAUUUUUCGCUUCUAAAUUGUGAUUACGUUACCUUAUUCCUUUCGCGUUUUUGUGCAAGUGUGCUGGAACUUGAAAAGUUGGAUUUCGUAAGAGAGAUUGGAAAGUAGUCUUUCGGUUGGUUUUGUAACCUCAAGGUAUGGUGUAGCCCUGCGUUGCCAAAGACAAGUUAUUUGCAGGGGCGACCUACAGAGAAUGUUGUUUGCAGUACCGACGUACGGCCGAUGUUAUGUCCAAUCGCUGGUUCUUUCGUCAACAUCACAAGGAUCCCCACAAGUCUGCAUCCCCUCCAUCCUGGAUGGUGGACAGCUCCGCUUGCGCGGGCUCCGACAAAGGGGCCUGGGAGAGUGGACCCCCAUCCCCACCGAAGAUCGAACUGACUGCUUGCAGUCCGACAGCGGGGCAUAUACCCCCGUUGUCUCCCACCAAAAAUCUGGGACUGCCUUCGGUGCAACUCACGGCGGCGGAUAGCCUGGACAACAUUGCCCAACAUAUACCCAGGGUUCGAGUUGAAUUUUACGUAAAUGAAAAUACACUUAAAGAACGACUCGAAUUAUUCUUCAUAAAAAAUCAAAGAUCAAGUCUGAGAAUCCGAAUUUUCAAUCUGGUAAUCAAACUUGUAGCGUGCCUCCUAUAUGUCAUUAGAGUCGGUCUGGAUAGAGGACCAUCUUACGCAGUAUGUUAUGAUUGCCCCCCAAGUAAUUUCUCUCUCCAGAAGAUAUACGACGAGGCCGCGGUCGAUAGGCCUUAUGAACAUAUCAACUGGAAUGCUAUUCUAUGGGUUGACCGUCCGUUACUAUUGUGGGGAGUUCAGGUGUCGCUGUCUGUAAUUAGCUUAUCAGAGGCCUUACUUAUUGCAUAUUUAGGAUAUAAGGGAAAUGUAUGGCAACAGCUUUUAUCAUACAGCGUUAUUCUAGAGAUGGUGAAUAACGUUCCAUUUGUAGUUACACUUUGUUGGGCCCCUCUUAGAAACCUCUUUAUUCCUGGAUUUCUGAAUUGUUGGUUAGCAAAACAUGCAUUAGAAAACAUGUUC